ACUUCCUUGUCUAUGAGUUGGAGCUACGCGGAAAAGCAGAGAGAGAGCAAUUUACAACUUUAACACUUUAUACCGCGAAAUAACUGUAACUUUACUCCCAUAAAACUGUCCUACUAAAGAUAGAGAGUCAUGGCGCUCAGCGAUGCCGAUGUUCAGAAACAGAUCAAACACAUGAUGGCCUUUAUCGAGCAAGAGGCCAACGAGAAGGCAGAAGAAGUAGAAGCAAAGGCAGAAGAGGAGUUUAACAUUGAGAAAGGACGUCUUGUGCAGACUCAGAGGGUUAAAAUAAUGGAGUAUUAUGAGAAGAAAGAGAAGCAGAUCGAGCAGCAAAAGAAAAUUCGGAUGUCCAAUCUGAUGAACCAGGCCAGGCUGAAGGUGCUGAAGACUCGAGAUGACAUGGUCACGGAUCUUCUUAAUGAGGCACGGAAGCGGUUGGCUGACAUUGCUAAAGAUCCAGCUAAAUACUCCAUGCUGCUAGAAGGUUUAGUCUUACAGGGUUUCUAUCAGCAGCUGGAACCAAAGGUUAUAAUUCGCUGCCGGAAGGAAGAUGUGGCCUUGGUGGAGGCUGCUGUGCAGAAGAACAUCCCCAUCUAUAAAGAGACUGUAAAGCGCAAUAUUGAAGUCAGCAUCGACAAGGACAACUUUCUCUCACCUGACGUCUCGGGAGGCGUGGAGGUCUAUAACGCCAAUGGAAAGAUCAAGGUAUCCAACACUUUGGAGAGCAGACUGGAACUGUUGGCCCAACAAAUGAUGCCUGAAAUUCGAGUGGAACUGUUCGGAGCGAACCAGAACCGCAAGUUCAUGGACUGAGAGAAGACACUUCUACCAAAGAAUCUACAGGAGAGGAUGUAGGAGAGGACUUGAGUCUGAACAUGACUGGAACUCUGUGCCAGUUGUGUGAGAGUUGCCAGUUGUCUGCAGAUAUCUCUCAUUCACUUCUGACAGCUCAGUGCUUCACACCUCCAUUUUUUCCCCUCUUUUUUCUGUGAUAUAUGCCUGACAAAAGGACAGACUGGAAAACAAGUGUAAGGUGUGCUUGUGUCUGUUCACACUGAUGUGCUUGAUUCAGGAUUAGGGUUUAGAGUGUAUAGGAUGUAUAUUUUUCUGUACUCCCCUAUCAAACUAAAUCAGUGCACUUGAGCUAAGCACUUAUUGUGAAUGAAGAAUUUACACUGUACAGGUUGUGACUAGAUUUCUCCUGCCUUUCUGACUUGCCUUUCCUUAAUCCCUCUCAAAAUUUCCCCUAAACUCCUACUGCCUUACUGCCUAAAGUGGGUCAACUUUCUCAAGGAAGUCGGGAUGUUUACUCUUUCUAUUAUGUGUGUGUUUUUUUUUGUAUAAUCUGUGUAUCUGAAUAUUGAUUCGUGAUGAUUGUGCGUGUGUGUGUUCAUGUGAUUUUUAAAACAGGAAUAAAUCAAAUAUAUUUUA
This is a messenger RNA of Astyanax mexicanus (Mexican tetra), 1428 nucleotides long. It is a transcript of the gene atp6v1e1a, whose product is annotated as ATPase H+ transporting V1 subunit E1a. Gene Ontology annotation, cellular component: proton-transporting two-sector ATPase complex, catalytic domain. Gene Ontology annotation, molecular function: proton-transporting ATPase activity, rotational mechanism. The transcript is spliced from 9 exons. The record is from RefSeq and is a predicted model, not a curated record. Gene Ontology annotation, biological process: proton transmembrane transport. Bases 130 to 810 code for a protein of 226 amino acids. NCBI's taxonomy places the organism in Eukaryota, Metazoa, Chordata, Actinopteri, Characiformes, Acestrorhamphidae.